Molecule: messenger RNA, 4979 nt
Organism: Epinephelus lanceolatus (giant grouper)
Lineage: Eukaryota; Metazoa; Chordata; Actinopteri; Perciformes; Serranidae
Gene: ptchd4
Product: patched domain containing 4
Cellular component (GO): membrane
Source: RefSeq, a predicted model, not a curated record
UUGGAAUGAUCACUAGCCACUUAGGCAGGUUAUUUUGGCGAAGGAAAAAAAAGAUUCAGGGAGUUGUGUUUGGCCUGGUGCUGUCACACCUCCCUGCCUGCCCUGUGUAAACCACUCAGCAUGAAGCUCAACACAAGGUGGGUUUUCCCCAUUCAUGAGGCCCACACUGACUCAUCCCUGCAAGUGCUUUCCGGUCAUUCAGCCACCAGCAGGAAUAUUUUACAACUCUCAUGUUGCCUGUUGUCUCCACUGUUAGCCUACUAAAAUAACCAGACACCAUCAUCACCCCCCCCCCCCCUUUUUUCUUUUUUUUUUUAAACACCGCCACAUGAUUACAGUUAAGUACAUAAAUCAGGCGCCACCGCUGGUGUGAGAGCUGUAGCAGGCAGAAAGGAGGCACCCAUGCUCUUCAUACCGCCCCGGCUCGUCGCUGCUACUGCAGCCGAUGCAGCGAAGGAGACUCACGGUUCUUUUCCAUCAUACGGAAGCGGAAUGGCUUGAGAUCAGACAACACGGAGUCGUCUCGGUCGGCUGAUGCACGAUGGUUUUCUGACUGGCUGCCUGUCUGUGUGUGUCCGUCCGUCUUGCCGCGAAUUGCUGCAGUGCUGUUUUCCAGGUGUUGUGGUGUGUGUGUGUGUGUGUGUGUGUGUGUGUGUGUGUGUGUGUGUGUGUGAGUGAGUGUGUGCGUGUAUGCAUGCAUGGUGGUGUAGCCUGGUGUAAUUCUCUUACGAAUUGGACUAAGCCGGGGAACGGAGUCUGAUGUCACAUGUGCUUCAUCGGAGGAGACGGGGCAUCUGCAAGCUGGAUUUUGUGGAGGAUGCUGCGGCAAGUGAUACACAGAGGGCUCAAGGCUUCGUUUUACUGGCUGGGCUUAUUCGUUAGCAGGCACCCCGUUUUCUUCCUCACUGUCCCCGCGGUCCUCACCAUCAUUUUCGGAUCUACCGUGCUGAGUCGGUUCAAGCCGGAGACGGACCUGGAGGUGCUGGUCGCCCCUACUCACAGCCUGGCGAAGAUCGAGCGGAGUCUCGCCAACAGCCUGUUUUCCAUCGACCAGUCGAAGCACAAGCUGUACUCGGAUUUGCACACCCCCGGCAGAUAUGGCAGGCUGAUCCUGCUGGCCAAGUCCGGGGGGAACAUCCUGGAGCUGGCCGACCAGGUCCUGCAGGUCCACAAGCAGGUGUUGGAUUUGCGCGUCAAUUACAAGGGAUUCAAUUACACGUUCGCGCACCUCUGCGUGCUGAGCCACAGGGACAAGCGCUGCCUCUUGGAUGAUAUCAUCACCAUCUUCGAAGAUAUCAGACAGGCCGUGCUUUCCAACAGCACUUUUCACAAGGUGCCCGUGAGCUAUCCCAACACAACAUUAAAGGAUGGCCGUGUGUCCUUCAUUGGCCACCAGCUGGGCGGUGUGUCCUUCUCACCCAACAGCCGUGACCAGCAGGUCAAAUUUGCCCGCGCUGUCCAGAUCACCUACUACCUCCGCAACCAUGGCCCAGUGGUGCAAGAUGCCAUUGCUGAACGCUGGGAGAACGAGUUCUGCGCCCUGGUGAGCCGACUGUCUACGGCCGAGGCGCCCCAUGUGUCUGACCAGCUCCACAUCCAGUCACUCACCUCCUUCAGCCUGUGGCGGGACUUCCACCAGACGGGUGUACUGGCCAAGGGGGAGGUGCUGGUGAGCCUGGUGCUGGUGCUCCUGGCUGCAACCAUCUCCAGCUCUAUGCGGGACUGCCUGAGGGGAAAGCCAUUCCUGGGCCUCCUGGGCGUGCUGACUAUCUGCAUCGCCAAUGUGACAGCUGCAGGAAUCUUCUUUAUAUCGGACGGGAAGUUCAACUCGACACUACUGGGGAUCCCAUUCUUUGCCAUGGGCCAUGGAACCAAAGGGGUGUUCGAGCUGCUGGCAGGAUGGAGGAGAACAAGGGAAAAUCUUCCCUUCAAGGAGCGUGUAGCGGACGCUUUUGCAGAUGUGAUGGUGUGCUACACCAUGACCAGCUCACUUUACAUCAUCACCUUUGGCAUGGGAGCCAGCCCUUUUACGAACAUUGAGUCUGUAAAAAUUUUCUGCCAGAGCAUGUGCGUUGCCAUCCUGGUCAACUACUUCUAUGUUUUCUCUUUCUAUGGCUCCUGCCUGGUGUUUGCCGGACAGUUGGAGCAGAACCGCUACCACAGUGUUUUCUGUUGUAAAAUCCCCUCAGUUGAGUACCUGGACCGCCAGCCCACGUGGUUUAAGACCAUGAUGAGUGAUGGCCAUGACUUGUCCACACACCACGACAGCGUCCCUUACCAGAAUCACUUCAUCCAGCACUUCCUGCGUGAGCACUAUACGGAAUGGAUUACCAACACCUAUGUCAAACCCUUUGUGGUUAUUCUAUAUCUCAUAUAUGCCUCUUUCUCAUUCAUGGGAUGUUUACAAAUCAGUGAUGGAUCAAAUAUUGUCAACCUGCUGGCUAGUAACUCUCCAAGUGUUUCAUAUGCUCUGACCCAGCAGAAAUACUUCAGUAACUACAGUCCUGUGAUUGGAUUUUACAUUUAUGAGCCCAUUGAGUACUGGAACUCCACAGUGCAGGAGCACCUAAAGACUCUGAGUCAUGGCUUCAACAAGAUCUCUUGGAUGGACAACUUUUUCCACUACCUGCGGGUAGUGAAUGUGAGUGCAUCAACCAAGAGCGACUUCAUCACCAUCCUCAAGGGCUCCUUUCUGCGCAGCCCAGAGUACCAGCAUUUUACUGAGGACAUAAUAUUCUCCAAGAACCGUGAGACUGAUGAGUACGACAUCAUCGCCUCACGGAUGUACUUGGUGGCACGAACAACAGAGAAGAAGCGUGAAGAGGUGGUGGAGCUUCUGGAAAAGCUUCGUCCAUUGAUGCUGAUUAACAGCAUCAAGUUCAUUGCAUUCAAUCCUACGUUUGUGUUCAUGGACCGCUACAGCUCCUCUGUCAUCUCACCCAUCCUGACCUCAGGCUUCAGCGUACUCACAAUCCUCAUCCUCACUUUCUUCCUAGUCAUCAACCCUUUGGGGAACUUCUGGCUCAUCCUUACCGUAACAUCUGUGGAGCUGGGUGUCUUGGGUUUGAUGACCCUCUGGAAUGUUGGCAUGGACAGCAUCUCAAUCCUGUGCCUUAUUUAUACCCUUAACUUUGCCAUGGAUCACUGUGCACCACACCUGUACACUUUUGUGCUAGCCACAGAGCACACUAGGACGCAGUGCAUCAAGUUGGCACUGGAGGAGCACGGGGCAGCCAUCCUACAGAACACAUCCUGCUUUGUGAUCGGGAUCAUGCCCCUGGUGUUUGUGCCUUCCAAUCUGACCUACACACUGUUUAAGUGCUCCCUGCUCACGGCAGGUUGCACCGUUCUGCACUGCUUUGUCAUCCUGCCGGUCUUCCUGACCUUCUUCCCGCCAUCUAAAAAGAGACACAAGAAAAAGAAACGGGCCAAGCGUAAAGAGCGGGAGAGGGAGAGGGAGCGGGAGCGGGAAAGGGAGAGGGAAAGAGAAAGGGAGGAGAUAGAGUGCAUCGAAGUCAGGGAGAAUCCUGAUCAUGUGACAAACGUUUGAGUAUUUGUAAUUUUAGCAAUGAGUAUCAGUGGGUAUCUGUCAGUUCAUUGUUGGAUAAGAGGUAUUCCCAAUGGCGAGGUGCCUCUUGAGGUGCAGGGAAGUUAAGGAUGUCCCCUGAGGAGUGGGAACUGGUCACUCCCCACCAAUAGCGCUAGGUUGGCCAGAGUAGAGCGCAGCCCCACUGGUCAGCCAUUGAGUCCUUCAGUCUGGACAGUGUAUCUCAUUUGCACAAACUGCAAUAUGCACAUGGUUCUAAAGUUCUUUCCCAACUAUUUGGUAUAUAAAAAUAAGUUAGUUACCAGAGCUUAUGCUUGCUAAAUCUGUAAGUAACUUCUAAACAAACAGUAUGUUAGUCCAUUUAAAUAGAAAUUCUAUGUUCAUCUUGUGCAGCCCUUAUCUCAAAAGAAGUGUGUGAGGAACAUAGCAGUCUGUUAAGCCAAGGACACUCAGAGCAAGUUGAUGAAAGAGGUUGCUAUGAUGAUACAAAAGUGUACAAAUGAAAGCGUGCAAACAGCACACACCUUACUACUCACACCUUGAUAACAGCAAAAAGAAACAACACCAAAUUCUGUUGAGAGAGACUGUGGAAAGCACACGGCAUGCUUUUCUGUGACAUUAAAAAUAGCCAGCUGAACAGCUGAACUGGGCAGAUGGCAUACACUGUGUCCAUUUUGAGGAAUUAUCUUGCCCAUUGCAUCAUGUGAAUAGAACUGUCAAGGUUUAUAUUAGCAGGAGACAAAUAUUUCUACUUUAUUUCAGAGGUCAUAUAAGGUUGUACACAAUGGCAAAAGGAACUGCAGUGGGCUGCAGCAUAUGAACAGGAAGCGAUACAUGACUGUUGUGCAGCACUACUUGAAAAAGCAGUAAACCUGAGUAUGAUUUAAGUAGAUCCAAAACUGCUUUUGCACCAGACCGGUUAAACCAAAAGUGAAGGGUGUUUCCAAGGCGUGAAAUAUCAAACUUUUCUAGCAGGUUGAUAACAGUGGAAAGUUUCUAUAAGAGUAUGAAUGACUCUGUGAUCCACUUACAAGAGCUUACUGGCAUGGCACUGGCAGUUGGAAGGUCUGAAUGUUUUCAAACUAGCAUUGAUGCCAAAUAGUGUAGAGAAAUGUUUGACAGAUUUCUAUAACAGCAAAAAUGCUCAGUAAGUUUGAAUUUUUAUAGGAAUCGACCAAGAAUCAUGAGUUACUCAAGCUAAUUUUAAAGAUUGCAAUUUGAUGUUCAAGUUUUUGAGGCAGGCUUUAAAUUUCUCCUAAUGGUGUGAAAAACUGAUAGAGAGCCGAAGUGAAACUACAACUUCCGGGUUUGGUUCUGGAAUUGAGAAAUCUUAUUAAAAAUCAUUGACAUUUGUUAAUAAAACAAAUAGCUAUAAAUCCAGCUUUACAUCAUAAACUUGAUCAAGAGUUCCAUUUGUCUAGACAUGGAUGGU